AUGAGUAAGAGAGAUCUCUUCAGUCUUGACAGAAUUCAUCAAUACUUAAAGCUUCAAGAUUCUCACUCUAGAGAAGAUGAAGAAACUGUAGAAUUCUAUGAACUCAACUCAGCAGUACUUCAAGCAGAGCUCAGGCAUGUCAUGAAAGAGGAACUACAGAUUGAGCUUCUCAGAGUCACUGUCUCUGAAAUCAAGCUCUCUCUGAAGUCCUCUCUGAAUGAUCACAUGAGGUCAUAUGUCACUGUGUUGAUUGAGAGGAGAGGUGGCAUUGCAACAAUGAUGGAAAGAGCAGGGAAUGAACUGAAUGCAAACAAACCAGCUAGCAGAAGAGAUGACAUCCCACUGCAAGGUGCGGCUACUACUGCCACAGCUGCAAGAGAUGCAGAAGAAGAAGAAGGUAUGGCAAUGAGAGCAGUGCUCCCGCAGCUCAUUGACAUCAUCUUCAUCUUCAACCUGACUUUCUUGACAGUCAGAGAGGCUGCAGCUGCAUUAUGA
Messenger RNA from Blastomyces dermatitidis ER-3, 495 nucleotides. RefSeq lists its product as uncharacterized. Bases 1 to 495 code for a protein of 164 amino acids. The transcript is spliced from 2 exons. Lineage: Eukaryota; Fungi; Ascomycota; Eurotiomycetes; Onygenales; Ajellomycetaceae. The record is from RefSeq and is a predicted model, not a curated record.